AUGUACAGGAAGAUACCAAAUAGCUCUACGAGUCUGAGCCCUGCAGAGAUGAUGUUUAAGAGAUUGUAUAGAACAAGGAUAGAUUUAGUGAAAAGGGAAGAUACAGGAAAGAAAUUCAAGAAUGGGAAUAUAAAAGUAACCAAAGAAUUUAACAGAGGAGACAGAGUAUAUGACAGCAAUAAAUGGAAAUUUGGAAAGAUUAUGAACAGAAGAGAAAAACUACAUUAUGAGCUAACUUCUAAACUUCUGCAAGAAGCCAUACCUACUGAGAACAACCAUAAAAUGAAGGAAGCUCCAGAAUCCAGUCCAGUAAAGAUGAAAACUUCACUUCUUUUACAAAUUCCUGUAAAGGAGUAUCUGCCGGUGCAAAAACAACCGGAACAAGAACCGCCGCAACCUACAUUACCUGGAUACACCUGA
Molecule: messenger RNA, 420 nt
Organism: Parnassius mnemosyne (clouded apollo)
Lineage: Eukaryota; Metazoa; Arthropoda; Insecta; Lepidoptera; Papilionidae
Source: the annotation of a GenBank genome assembly